Messenger RNA from Coccidioides posadasii C735 delta SOWgp, 3444 nucleotides. RefSeq lists its product as uncharacterized. Gene Ontology annotation, cellular component: nucleus; SCF ubiquitin ligase complex; cytoplasm. NCBI's taxonomy places the organism in Eukaryota, Fungi, Ascomycota, Eurotiomycetes, Onygenales, Onygenaceae. Gene Ontology annotation, biological process: regulation of proteasomal protein catabolic process; regulation of cell cycle; protein polyubiquitination. Gene Ontology annotation, molecular function: ubiquitin-like ligase-substrate adaptor activity; protein binding. The record is from RefSeq and is a predicted model, not a curated record.
GGCAGUAUUGGUUGUUCGAAGUUCCAUAGAAUCAUCCUUGACGGAAAAUCCGAUGCUGAUUGAACCGAGAGGCGAAAGGACACCCCCAAUCGCCAUCGCUGCUCCUGUGCCCACCGUCCUUUUCUCAACUCCACUCGAGCUGAAGAUAAUUUUCUAUAAAUCCCUCCGAUUUCUCAGACAAGAGGCGGAAUAUUAGAUAUUCUUCUUUAGCAACCUUUCACUCUCGAAUUACGCAUAACUUUUAAUCACAUGGUGCCCAGGUCGGGCCCGACGAGUUCGGGUCAUCGACGUACGAACUCCGCCAUGGCAGCCGCUGAAAACGGGCGCAGUCCCUCCCCGGUCCCGCCCACAUUCCUCCAGAGCCGCUCCGGCAACGUGCGCCCUUCUUCCAACGCCUGUCGCUCAAAGUACCUCUCCACCCCGAACAAAUCUAUCCCAGUCCUCCACAACCUCCUUCCAUCAGCCCCGACGUCUCCACCUACGCCGGCACCGAGCCCGACACCGCAGCAGCGGGCCCCGAGCUGGCACACCGCGUUGGAUGAUGAGGAGAUCCUGCGUGAUGCGAAAUCGCAUUUCAGCUUGUUGGGAAGGGUGGGUCGGCAGAGAUUUUUAACGGAGCUGCUAAAUCUAUGUGACAACCAGCUGCUUGGUUUCGUCCACCAAGUUGUGAGCCCAAAGCUGAGGAAAGAUCCUUUUGAGAUGCUCCCCAAUGAGCUGUGUCUGAGGAUUCUCGCUUUCAUCGACGACCCGAAGACGCUCGCGAGAGCAUCGCAAGUCUCGAGGCGAUGGCACGACCUGUUAAAUGAUGAUUUAACAUGGAAAAUCCUUUGCGAUAAACAUUCCUAUAGACGGAUGUCGGAGGAUUAUGAGGAAGAACCCGAAACAUAUUCGCCGUCUUCCUCGAUCUACGGAUUUAAUUCUAAUUUUAAUCGAGACUUACAGCUGUUGCAGAGUCCAUAUGGCUCAGUUCAAGAUCCACUGAGCUGCAGUACUUCGGUUGUAGGAUCGUCCAUCGGUAUCUACGAUAGGCCGCGAUUCCGGAAGCAGCGCACCAAAACCACUUCAUACCGAUCCCACUUCAAGCAACGAUAUAUGGUGGAGGCAGCGUGGAGAAAAGGUGGUCAACUUAAGACGAAAUACAUAUCUCCAGAUCAUGGUGUUGUUACAAGUCUUCAUUUGACACCGAAGUAUAUCGUUGUUGCGCUGGAUAAUGCAAAGAUACAUGUUUUUGACACCCAGGGUGAACAUCAAAAGACGUUGAAUGGCCACGUUAUGGGAGUGUGGGCUAUGGUACCGUGGGAUGAUCUGCUGGUCAGUGGUGGUUGCGAUAGAGAUGUUCGCGUUUGGGAUAUGGCUACCGGGGCGAGCAUACAUAAGCUUCGUGGCCAUACUUCUACAGUCAGGUGCUUGAAGAUGUCUGACCGAAACACCGCUAUAUCUGGCUCUCGAGAUACCACGUUACGGAUAUGGGAUUUGGCAGCUGGGGUAUGUAAAAAUGUUCUAGUUGGUCAUCAAGCCAGUGUGAGAUGUCUAGAAAUUCAUGGAGAUCUCGUGGUGUCUGGUAGCUAUGAUACAACGGCAAAGGUUUGGAGCAUAUCGGAGGGGCGGUGUUUAAGAUCUCUCGCUGGGCAUUUCAGUCAGAUUUACGCCGUAGCCUUUGAUGGGCGACGGGUCGCCACUGGCAGCCUAGAUACGAGCGUGAGGAUCUGGGAUCCUCAUUCUGGACAAUGCCAUGCUAUACUGCAAGGCCACACGUCCCUUGUCGGUCAGCUACAGAUGCGUGGGGACACACUGGUUACCGGAGGGUCCGAUGGAUCUAUCCGGGUUUGGUCGUUACAGCGCAUGGCACCUAUCCACCGGCUAGCUGCGCACGAUAACAGCAUCACAAGUCUGCAAUUUGAUGAUAACCGGAUUGUCAGUGGCGGAAGCGACGGUCGCGUGAAGAUCUGGGAUCUCACGACGGGUCAGUUGGUGCGCGAGCUUAGUCAACCUGCCGAAGCGGUUUGGCGGGUUGCAUUUGAAGAAGAAAAGGCCGUUAUCAUGGCAACUCGUGGUGGGCGGACCGUCAUGGAGGUUUGGUCAUUUUCGCCGCCGGAGGACGAAUAUGCCGAGUCGCGCCAUCGCUCUGGCUCAGUAAGUCCCACUUCUACAUUGGGGCUUCACAGCUUUUCUGCGGCCCGUUCCACAGUUACAACUGUCGACGCGACCAGCAAUGCAGGAACCGUGUCUUCUUCGAUGCCCUAUGAUAUUCAUGACCUAGAAAUGCAAGACGUAAGAAAUGAAAGCCGUUGAUGUUGGAGUUUGGUUCCCUUGAUUCUAUUCGGUACUAUCCUUGGUAUGACCCACGACAACUUAAUGAAUUAGCAGGCGAGCAUGCAGGCCACUUGUAGCGAGUGUUUUCUUGAGUGUCUAUACCCCCCUUUCCUUUUGGUUUUUGGCGAGGUGUCGACGUACGGUUUUGGAUAUGGAAGACACCGAUAGGGAGAACCUCUGCAUCUACUCCAGACAACCGGCCUAUUUGCUAUGUGUGAUGUGAUUUGUGUAUAAUAGUACGGGGCACCCCCGUAGUUGCAGACGCUACCCCUAUGCCUAGAUACCAAUCUUCAGCUGUUGAAAUUUCGCCGGAUCCGUCUAGGUUCUGAACGGCGUCCUUUCUUUUUUGAACUCGGCUGACUCCCCGCUAGUUAGCUAGAUGAGGUUGUUGUUGCAGCAGGGAUGGGGACCAGGUGACUCUCAGCUCAGAGAAGAACCAGGAUUCCUGGGCUCGCUCGGAAUUCGCCAUCAUGUCACUUAACGGGGGUCCCAUAGGUUCAAUCACCGAAUAGUAAUCACGAUUUCCCGCUCGUUGAUAGCCAGGAAGUGAAACCGGACGGGAUCUAAACAUUCCCGAGUGUACACUAGCCUGUUCGUGCCUAGGACCCGUUUACUCAAAACAUCUUCGUGCAUGAGACUAGGUAUAAGUAGGCGCUACUUCGUGAUCCGUUCUCUGUACCACGGAGCAGCGACCAAGGAAUUUGAAGAAGAGGAAGAAGCUCAGACCGCCGAAGGUUGAGACGUUGUGAUCAAAGCAGUUUCUAGGGCACGAUGACGGAUGGCGUGCAUCACCCGCCCCCGGACCCGCCCACCGGCCUCGAUCCAUGCGGUCUGCCAUGGGGUCACGAACAGGCUCAUUAUCAGACAUUUCACCAUCCAGAAUUUGAGUCCAACCGUGGACAUGGACAGCCGAUUAGACCAUCUUCUCCUCUGUUCAUAAUUCAGCUGCUUGUGACAGCGGUUGUGUUCAUCGUAUUUGUGUUUGUGUUAAUGUCUUUGGUGGGAUCUCGGGAGGGGAGAGUCAUUACCCGUCAUCUUGGGCCUCUUCUGUAGCAAGGUAGAGGCUGGGAUUGUGACAUAUGUUUUAUAUGGCCCCGGCUGCGGAUAUUGAAUGAGGACGAACUUCACAAC